AUGUAUAAGUGCACGCAUAUAUAUGUGUAUAUCUUUGAAUUCCUGGAUAAAUAUAUUAUUGGACAGGAGCAAGCCAAGAAGACACUAUCGGUUGGCGUUUAUCAGCACUAUCGGCGUCUUUAUCACAAUAUCGAAAAUAAUGUUGGCACACCGGCAACAAACAACGUUGAAAUGUAUCGACCACGUUCGCCCAUUCCACCCGGUGUUCUCUAUCAAGACGAUUACACAAGGCAUGGACGAGCGGAUAUACGUUUCUUUGGUGAAGUACCACCACCAGCGCCACCAACACCACCGCCGCCGCCACCACCAUCACAACAACAGCAGCAACAACAGCAGCAACGCAUUAUUACACCGAUAUUCCGGGCAAUUCCGGAUGAGGACACGCCGAUACGUCUGGAGAAAUCGAAUAUUCUGCUGCUUGGCCCAUCCGGUGUUGGCAAAACGUUUAUCACACAGACGCUGGCACGCAUCCUUGAUGUACCAAUUGCACUUUGCGACUGUACUUCGAUGACACAGGCCGGUUAUGUUGGCGAAGAUGUGGAAAGUGUUGUGCAGAAGCUGGUACAAAAUGCGGGUGGGAACGUGGAGCGGGCGCAGCAGGGUAUCGUGUUUCUGGAUGAAAUCGACAAAAUAGCUGCAGCACAUAAUGCUCAAUCACAUGCAUUCCGUGAUGUUAGCGGUGAAGGCACAUUAGUGAAUGUUAAAAGCAGUCGUAAGUCAUCGAUGACGUCGCAGCAAGAUUUUGUGCAGGUCGAUACGACAGAUAUUCUGUUUGUUGCAUCAGGCGCAUUCACCGCAUUGGAUCGAAUUGUCGGCAAACGUCUCGAUAAAAAAAUGCUCGGUUUGGGUAGGCUUUCAUUUAUUUCUCCAUUUUCCUCUUAUUUCUAG
Messenger RNA from Gongylonema pulchrum, 888 nucleotides. The record is from the annotation of a GenBank genome assembly. Lineage: Eukaryota; Metazoa; Nematoda; Chromadorea; Rhabditida; Gongylonematidae.